Messenger RNA from Chironomus riparius, 948 nucleotides. The record is from the annotation of a GenBank genome assembly. NCBI's taxonomy places the organism in Eukaryota, Metazoa, Arthropoda, Insecta, Diptera, Chironomidae.
UUUAACCUCUCGUAAUUAAGUCUUUUGGUUUUUGCAUUGAGCCUUUCAGGUUUAGUUGCCAUUAUAAAUUCGCAGGAAAGAGACUUAAGCUUAUCAUUUACCUGCGUUGGAAGUUUUUAUUUUUUUAAAAAAAAGUUAAAAUAAUGAAGAAUUCAAGUAUUUUUCUGCAAAUCAUUGUCGUCAUUUUAAUCGCUGAAGAAUCAUCUUCAUUGCUAGCACCAAGUAUCAAGCCGUGCCCCAUAAAUUCCCCAAAUCUUGCCGACUGUGUGAUCAAAGCGAUUGAGAAGUUAAAACCCGAAAUUGGCACCGGAAUUUAUGGUCCAAAUUUAAGAACGGAUGUUAACUUGACAAACUUUAAUCUUGGUGACAUUUCUGUCGAUCGAAGCUUUAAACUUAAAAUGACUGAUAUGCAUGGAUAUGGCUUCAACAACUUUAAAAUUGAAAAGCUUCGAAUAAAUCCUGAGAAUUUCAAAAUUGAUGCGAUCAUGUUCUUUCCACAUGCUGAUGUUUAUUCAAAAUAUUUCUUAGCGUGGAAUUUGGGGAUAUUUACACUUCAGGGAGGAGGAGAUAUGAGCGUGUCCAUUGAUAAAUCCAGAAUUCUUCUUAAAUUUGUCGGUUCCACCUACUUUAAGAAUGGCGUAGAGCACAUCAAAAUUGAUACAAUCCAAAUGACAAUCAAGUCAGCAGAGAUGAGAGUCUACUUUGAUAAUCUUUUUAAUGGACAAAAGGCACUUGAACAGGCAGCUAAUGAAGUUAUUAAUCAAAAUAUUGACAUUAUUAAAGGUGACGUAGUUCCUCUUAUUGAGCAGCGUAUAUCAAGUGUAGUUUUAAAAAUUGCUAAUCAAAUAUUUGCAUCGGGUACUCAUAAAGACUUCUUUCCUGUAAAUUGAACUUGUGAUUCAUUCUUUAAUCUGCUGGAGAAUAAAUAUUUUGAGACAAACAAAUUUU